Populus nigra (black poplar) is the source of this 2725-nucleotide messenger RNA. RefSeq lists its product as uncharacterized. Gene Ontology annotation, molecular function: ATP-dependent chromatin remodeler activity; ATP binding. The coding region runs from base 377 to 2452 and encodes 691 amino acids. Lineage: Eukaryota; Viridiplantae; Streptophyta; Magnoliopsida; Malpighiales; Salicaceae. Gene Ontology annotation, biological process: DNA repair; replication fork processing. The transcript is spliced from 24 exons. The record is from RefSeq and is a predicted model, not a curated record. Gene Ontology annotation, cellular component: nuclear replication fork.
AAUAUCCCAUUUUCCUUUCUUGUUUUUCUCUAGCUAGGGUGUCACAUUCUUGAGAAUGCUACAUUGUAUCUGCCCUAAGCCCCUAGAUGAAUCCCAAGUUGCUAAAGCUUGAAGAGGAUGCCCAUAUUAUGAUGGCAUGACAGUAUAUAUACAAGUGGCUAUUUUUUUCAGGGAAGAAAAGGGAAGGAGAGGGUUUUGUUAUUUUGGUUUCUUGAUUCUAAAAAGAGCGGGCUCAAACUUGAACUAAAAAGACUCUCAAAUCCUUUUUUUUUUUUUUAAAAGAAAGAAAGAGAAAAACCCUCUUCUCUUGUUGUCAAAAUAUCAAAAUCAUCAGCUCUUGAGUCUUAGAAUUUGAAAACAAAAAAGAGAAAAGAAAAUGGAAUUGGAUGACGACGACUGGGGUUUAAGCGCUGAAGAAUUUGAUUCCCUUGAAAGAGACGCUCUCCUGAAGAUAGCAUCUCAACAACAGCAACAGCAACCGCAACCGCAACCUUCUGCUUCUUCUUCUUUUAAUCAACAACAAAGCCAGCAAUUACAUUUUAGCAACAAACCCAUCUUUAAUUCUCCUUCAAAAAAGGUUGAUCCUUUGCCUGAUGGCUUGCCCAAAUCAUCGCCGGUAUCAAAACCAAAGCCUGUUGAAAGUUCCAAGGCAUUACCAAAGCUCUCUGUCAAGUUUAUUCUUCACGCUACUGGAAACAUUGCCGCUAAAUUUUUAUACGACCCUGUACUAGUGGGGGCUCUCCGCAAGGUCCCCAAAGCCAAUUGGAAUGCAAAAGAAAGGUUGUGGAUUUUCCCAGUAUCUUCUUUGUUGUCAGCAGAAAAAGUUCUUAGUGAAAUAUCUGGCUUUAAUGUUGAGGUAGAAAAGUUAGACACCUUGGUGCAACGUGCUAUUGCUGCUGCUUCUGUUGCUCCAGAUCUUCGAGACUGGUAUGACAGGAUACCAGACCAUAUUGAAUCAAAGCUUAUGCCUUUUCAGCGGGAUGGUGUUAGGUUUGUUUUACAACAUGGUGGGCGUGCACUCCUAGCAGAUGAAAUGGGACUGGGAAAGACUUUACAGGCUAUUGCUGUAGCAGCAUGUGUUCGUAAUUCCUGGCCUGUUCUAAUACUUGCACCCUCUUCCUUGCGUUUGCAUUGGGCUUCAACGAUUCACCAAUGGCUUGAUAUUCCUUCAUCAGAUAUACUUGUUGUUUUAUCGCAAUCGAGUGGAUCUAACAGAGCUGGAUUCAAUAUUGUAUCAAGUUCUAGGAGCACUAUUCGCCUUGAUGGCUUAUUUAACAUCAUCUCUUAUGAUGCAGUCCCUAAGUUGCAGAACAAAUUAAUGACAUCAGAGUUUAAGGUUGUGAUUGCAGACGAGUCACACUUCCUGAAAAAUGCUCAAGCGAAGAGGACAACUGCCUCGCUUCCAGUUAUAAAGUUUCAAUUUCAGAAAGCUCAAUAUGCAAUAUUGCUCAGUGGAACCCCUGCUUUAUCCAGACCAAUAGAGCUUUUUAAGCAGUUGGAAGCCUUGUAUCCUGAUGUAUACAAGAAUGUUCAUGAAUAUGGUAACCGGUAUUGCAAGGGGGGAAUAUUCGGAGUUUACCAAGGUGCAAGUAACCAUGAAGAAUUGCACAACUUAAUGAAGGCAACAGUGAUGAUACGCAGGCUUAAAAAGGAUGUCCUUUCUGAGCUUCCUGUGAAACGACGGCAACAGGUAUUCCUUGAUUUGCCUGAAAAGGACAUGAAACAAAUCAAUGCUUUAUUCCGUGAGUUGGAGGUGGUAAAAGGAAAAAUUAAGGCUUGUGCAUCAGAUGAGGAGGUUGAAUCACUGAAAUUCACAGAGAAGAAUCUUAUUAACAAGAUAUAUACUGAUUCUGCUGAAGCCAAGAUAUCUGGAGUUCUAGAUUAUCUGGGAACUGUCAUUGAGGCAGGAUGCAAGUUUCUGAUUUUUGCUCACCAUCAAUCCAUGAUUGAUUCAAUACAUGAGUUUCUUCUUAAAAAGAAAGUGGGUUGCAUCCGAAUUGAUGGCAAAACUGCUGCAGCUUCAAGGCAAGCAUUGGUUACUGAUUUUCAGGAAAAGGAUGCUAUCAAGGCAGCAGUGCUAUCUAUUAGAGCUGGAGGUGUUGGGUUAACUUUAACAGCUGCAAGCACUGUUAUUUUUGCGGAAUUGUCUUGGACACCAGGUGACCUAAUUCAAGCGGAAGACCGUGCUCACAGGAUUGGUCAGGUUUCUUCAGUCAAUAUAUACUACUUGCUAGCAAAUGACACAGUUGAUGACAUCAUUUGGGAUGUUGUUCAAAGCAAAUUGGAAAAUUUGGGACAGAUGCUCGAUGGGCAAGAGAAAACCUUGGAAGUUUCAGCCAGCCAGCAGAGAAGCAGCCCUGCGAAGCAGAGAACACUAGACACUUAUAUGAAGCGAUGUAGCAAUUUGGAUGACUCUGAACAUCAGCCUAAGCUCAAAUACCCCAGGCAUUGAAUGACUUGCAAUGCAGAAUGGAAGUGUAUUUAUACAUGCACAUGCGUUGUUUGCCGUGUGCAAUGGUGUUGCUAUCAUAUUGCUGGUUGUUUCCCCAGUCCUCUCUGCGCCAGUGGGAUUAUUAGUCAAUUGGUGCAUGUCAGCACUCAUACGAGAACGACCCUUGAAUUAAAACAAUCAAAUUGCAGACUGCUACACUGAUAUAGGCUUGUAAAUGGUUGUGUAAUGAUAUUCAUUUGUAUAGCAGCCACUGCUGGAAAUCGCUGUUUUUUU